AAUUCCGGUGGUGGGCCCACGGAUUCCCAGCAGGACAGCGACUGACAAACGGAGGAGAAGAAAUAGGGUAAGGAAACAUCAGAGAGGAACGCGGCGGAACUGAAAACCCUAGCACGCUCAUUUCACCUCAGCUCCCUUCGCCAUCGCAGCAGCUCACCCGGACCCCCGAUCCCCUCAGGCUGUUUAAACAGUAAUUAGCAGUGAUGGCUGAUGGUGAAUCGGACAAGAAUAUUGAAAUAUGGAAGAUCAAGAAACUGAUCAAGGCAUUGGAAUCUGCCAGGGGUAAUGGUACAAGCAUGAUAUCUCUUAUUAUGCCUCCACGCGAUCAAAUAUCUCGUGUCACUAAGAUGUUGGGUGAUGAGUUUGGAACUGCUUCAAACAUCAAGAGUAGGGUCAACCGUCAGUCUGUCUUGGGUGCCAUUACUUCUGCCCAACAGAGGCUCAAGCUGUACAACAAGGUUCCUCCCAAUGGUCUGGUGCUUUACACUGGGACCAUUGUCACUGAAGAUGGCAAGGAAAAGAAGGUGACCAUAGAUUUCGAGCCUUUCAAGCCUAUUAAUGCUUCACUAUACCUCUGUGAUAACAAAUUUCACACUGAGGCCCUGAAUGAGCUCUUAGAGUCUGAUGACAAGUUUGGGUUCAUUGUCAUGGAUGGAAAUGGAACUCUAUUUGGAACACUCAGUGGGAAUACAAGAGAAGUACUCCACAAGUUCACUGUCGAUCUUCCCAAGAAGCACGGAAGAGGAGGUCAGUCAGCUCUACGUUUUGCCCGUCUUCGGAUGGAAAAACGACACAAUUACGUCAGGAAGACUGCAGAGCUUGCGACUCAGUUCUUCAUCAACCCUGCCACUAGUCAGCCUAACGUGGCUGGUCUAAUUCUUGCUGGUUCUGCCGAUUUCAAGACUGAGCUGAGCCAAUCAGAUAUGUUUGAUCCUCGUCUACAGGCUAAGAUACUUAACGUGGUUGAUGUUUCCUAUGGAGGUGAAAAUGGGUUUAAUCAGGCUAUCGAGUUGUCUGCUGAAAUCCUCUCGAAUGUGAAGUUCAUACAGGAGAAGCGCUUGAUUGGGAAGUACUUCGAGGAAAUCAGUCAAGAUACUGGAAAAUAUGUAUUUGGGGUAGACGAUACUUUGAAGGCUCUCGAAAUGGGUGCUGUUGAGACCCUUAUUGUGUGGGAGAACUUAGACAUUAACAGGUAUGUGCUGAAGAACAGCACCACAGGCGAGGUCAUAAUCAAGCACUUGAACAAGGAGCAGGAAGCUGAUCAGAGCAACUUCCGGGACCCAGCUACCCCUGCUGAGCUAGAAGUUCAGGAGAAGAUGCCGCUGCUUGAGUGGUUUGCAAAUGAGUACAAGAAAUUUGGCUGCACUCUUGAGUUUGUCACCAACAAGUCUCAGGAGGGGUCGCAAUUUUGCCGAGGGUUUGGCGGAAUUGGGGGUAUCCUCCGUUACCAGCUGGACAUAAGAUCGUUUGACGAGCUGUCUGAUGAUGGAGAGGUUUACGAGGAUUCUGACUGAAGUGCAGGAUGAGCUGAUGCCAAAGACGGGCUGUGAUGACGAAACUUUGCUGCUUCUCUUUCGAUAAUCUGAAAAAUCGGCCCAAGAAGAUACUUGGCUCCCGCUCGCACAGUUUGGUUGCCCGUCCCACCUGUUUUGCAAAGAUCGUACUCAUCACUUCUUUCUUCCUCCUGCACUUUCCUGUUUUGAAAUGCGUUCGAUGGCAACAGACCACAGAUAUGGUUUUAUGAGGACCUUUAUAUGAAGAGGACAGAUUGGUAAAGCUUCGAAAAGAUAGGCAUAAGGGAUCAAAGAGGGUAUGUCCGAACAUAUUUCCCUGUUCUGUUUUGUCUUGUCAUUAUGACUGUUCUAUACAGUGUCCCUUGUUUGAUCUCGUUUUACUCAUGUUCCCCGGGGACUUAAGUCGGUCAGUCCCGGGAUGGCUUUGUGAACUUAUCUUCUUGAGUCUCCCCCACUUUACUUUGUUAUUUUACUUCCUUGCCAGGAUGAAUUUCAUUGAGAACUCAAAUCAGGAA
This is a messenger RNA of Punica granatum (pomegranate), 2029 nucleotides long. NCBI's taxonomy places the organism in Eukaryota, Viridiplantae, Streptophyta, Magnoliopsida, Myrtales, Lythraceae. The record is from RefSeq and is a predicted model, not a curated record.